AUGUGUCUAUUCUUUUUCUUCUUUCUUCUUCUUCCUUUCCUCGGUUUUCUGUACGUUCGUCGACCGGUCUUUCUCGCACGGUUGUGGUUCACUCUCUGCGUUGGACUCCUCGUUCUGAUUUGCAGCGCCAUAUGUGUUCCACUCAAUUUGGCCGCCAAACACGGGUGGAUCGCACGCCGCCACACUGAAGAAAUCGCCUGCACCGUCAGUGGACUGCUGCUCGGUAAGACAUUGCGAUUCCUCUCACCGCAGAUACGCGUUCGCGUCAUGCCGGGAUCACUUGACCUGCGCGGUAUCGACAACCGUGGCGUUUUCUGCGCCUGCCACACUUCCUUCUUUGAUAUGUUUUUCUUCCUCUGGCUCUUUCCACUGCGAUUUAUGCAUAACGUGAAGUCGUUUGCGAAGAGUUCGCUUUGGCGGUUGCCAUUAAUGGGACGCGUUAUUAGAGCAUGUGGACAUUUUCCGGUAUACUUUACUUCGACGGAGGCCUCUACCUUCUCUGUGGACAAGACAAAGCAGGCGGCGGUAACAGAAGAGGCAGAGACAUUUCUCUCACGGGGUGGUAUGCUCUGCUUCUUUCCAGAGGGUGCCGUCAACCACACACCAAAAGUACUGAAGGAAUUCCGCCAUGGCACCUUCAAUAUGGUUUUAAAGCACCAGGUGCCUAUUUACUAUAUCGUGUACUUUGGUUGCCAUGAGGUGUGGAACCCAGAUGUGAAGGGCAUUCCAGGGUUUCCUGGUGAUGUCUUUUUUUACGCGGGUAAGUAUGAAUAUGAAAAGAAUGCGACGGCAGCAGAGGUGUCAACUGGACUGCGGGUCGUUAUGCAGGCAAAACUGGAUGAGAUCUUAGAACGAAGAAAGGAAGAACAUUACAUUGCACCAAUUAAUAAGUGUGGCAUUGUAUCGUAA
This is a messenger RNA of Trypanosoma theileri, 909 nucleotides long. RefSeq names its product putative acyltransferase. The transcript has a single exon. Gene Ontology annotation, molecular function: 1-acylglycerol-3-phosphate O-acyltransferase activity. Gene Ontology annotation, cellular component: endoplasmic reticulum. The coding region runs from base 1 to 909 and encodes 302 amino acids. NCBI's taxonomy places the organism in Eukaryota, Euglenozoa, Kinetoplastea, Trypanosomatida, Trypanosomatidae. The record is from RefSeq and is a predicted model, not a curated record. Gene Ontology annotation, biological process: phosphatidic acid biosynthetic process.